AUGCUUGUAAGAAACAGUCGACUGGUCCCCGUCCUCGCGCAAGCAGCAUACUUUACUCCCAAAGCGGCCUCCUCCAACCUCGAGAAGAGGCAGAGCAGGAGGUGCCAGUCGGUUGAUCCCCGCGAUUGCCAGAAGGACAAGCGAGAGGAGCUCGACGCGGCCCGUCUCGAAGACGAAGAGGAGGACGAGGAGUGAGCGCCUUGGCCACGAUUGCAGAUGGCGAUUGUGGGGUGCGUCUGCAUCGGCUUCACACGCGUGUAGAUGUUGUAGUCUGGCUUUAGAAGGGGGUCCAGCUUGUUCGGGCUUACGGCAUGCGAAGUUGUAAAAUGGAAGAGAGGAAGUGCACAUUGAACAACCCCUCCGGAGAGCCAAAUCCCAGCAAUCAAUGCUUCUGGCCGCUGCUCUUCAAGACGGACACCGUGACGGGGUCAUCGAGCCCCGUGACCGGACCCAAAGCCCCCAUUAACACCGGCUCUCAGCCCCACCCAAGCACCGAAUUCGACCGCCCGACCUCUCCAGACCCGCACAUCAUGCGGCCCGGCAUCCCGAGCCUCCCUAAUGUCACCACGGUCGUCCCGUAGCUCCACUCAGCCAACGCACCUCCUGCACUACGAACUCAGGGCGUCCUUCAGAGCCCACCCCUGCCCGAGUGACAAUCUCACCUCAUCAACACCUGAUCCAGUAAAGCAGACACUCACAACCCCCUACACACCACCACAGAAAAACCCGAAGCUGACAUGCCU
Messenger RNA from Colletotrichum destructivum, 743 nucleotides. RefSeq lists its product as uncharacterized. Bases 1 to 195 code for a protein of 64 amino acids. The transcript is spliced from 2 exons. The record is from RefSeq and is a predicted model, not a curated record. NCBI's taxonomy places the organism in Eukaryota, Fungi, Ascomycota, Sordariomycetes, Glomerellales, Glomerellaceae.